AUAACGACUGCACCUCUCAUUUUGUCGACAACGAUCUAAGCGCGCGGACGAUACGAACGAAAUCAAAAUGUCCAAGGAGGAACUUAUCAAGGGAGUGUUGUACGUUGUCAAUGUGAUCUACGCUGUUUUCGGUCUAGUCACCGCCGCGACCGGGAUAUGGUUCUUUGUGCAAUUAGCCGAGUUCGUCAGUCUCAGGAACAGCAACCAUUACUUGCUGGACUACCGCGUCUACUGGCCACAGGUCGCGCCAUGGCUUUUCAUCCUGUUGGGUCUGUUUGUUAUGAUGGUGGCGUUUUGCGGAUGGUGCGGCGCUAACAAAGAGAGCCGGGGACUUCUGGGCAUCUACGGGAUCUUCCUGAUCCUCAUCAUCGUUGGACAAGCGAUCGCAGCCACGUUAAUCUUCGUGUUUGUGGACGGAGAAGACACAGACCGCUUCAUCAAGGACACUGUCUACGACGGCUACUACAACUCCCAGUCGAAUCCUGACGUGUUCAAAGCGUUCGGGAGGAUUGAAAGGAAACUGAGGUGUUGCGGUGCGAACGACGCCAGGGACUAUCGGAGCUGGAGAAACGAUCUGCCCCUGACGUGCUGCCUGGACAGCUACUACCGGGCCUCCUGCGACUUCACCGACAAGGAAGCCAACGAGCGUCUCGGCUGUGCCAAGGUCGCAUCCGUCUACACCAAAAUCAUCAGCUCUUCGGUCGCCGGAGCGUCGCUUCUGAUAUCGCUUGUGGAAAUAGCAGGCGUCGUGCUGGCCUGGAGACUGUUUCACUCGCUGCGAGAGGUGGAACACUACAUCCACGAGCGGAAGGAAGGUGAAACCGAAUGCUAGUAUCAAAUACUAAGCUAGUAUUAAAUUGUACCGCCGAUUUUGUGCCUUAUUACCGAGGAGGAAGGGUUUUGUUCGUGUGACGCCUUGAGGAUCGUUUAUGUUUUUUUUUUCUAUACGACACGAUCGUUGGCUAGAUGCCGGAGAGGUAAAUAUUUUAGUUGAUUAUUUAAUAUAUUUUUAAAUUUUAUUUCAAUUUUAAUUGUAGUUAAGUUGAGGUUUUUUCGUCCAUAUUGUAUUAUCGAAAUAUUUCGAAAGGACAUUUUGUUAACAUAACGAAUGUCAAAUGUUUUUUUUUUUCGUUGAAGUAAAGUUCAUUUCCUUGAGUGGAAGGAAUUUUAGAAAUCUUUAUUUCGUAGGAAGGUUUUCCUAAAAAGCUUUAAGGCAAGCUGUCUUAUUGUUAGAUGUAAUUACUGCCAAAGGGUCACGGGUUGAAUCUUGAGUGGGUUCAAUUUGUAUCCUUUUUAUUUGAGUGACUCAUAACGAUAUGACUCAAUAAACUGUGAGUAACUGUGAACUCACGCCCCCACCUCUAUGUUACGCUCAUAAAUUAAUUAACUAUUAAUUUCCGUCGUUAGAAACGAUUUCAAAUAAAUUACAUUUUAAUGACGUCUCUAAUGAAAGUUGGAUGUUCCGGGUUUGUAUCAAAAAAAUUCUGACAUUUGCGUGGUCAUUAAUAAAUUUUCAAGAAAUUGAAGCUUACAGCACGACGUAUAGAGUCCGUUUUUGUAUGUUUCGAGAAUAGAUACGUCUAAAUGGUAUUAAGAAUAUGGAAUCUCGUUUUUAGAAGUUAAUGAUAUGUUGCUGCGAAUGAGAAUCAUCUUAGUUUAAUUAGUAUGCGAUAACCUCCUUCGACUGAUACUCUUUUAUCUUUAAAUUGUUGAAAAACUCUUCAUAAGGCUUGCUGUUUCAUUCAAAAACAAACAUUCUUUCUUUGAAAAUAAAACAUACAUUACAACUUCGAAAUUCGUAUAUACAACCUUCUAGUUCCGAAAGAUAAACACUUAUAAUAGUGAAAACUGUUUGAACGCGAGUACCGAUGGUACGUUUUGUUUCAUAAUCCACUGCUGCGUGGUUUGAAAGUUUUGUUUAUUUAGAACGCAUUCAGCGAGCAAUGUACUACGAUUAUAUCACACACUCGAAACUUUCACAUAUCUGUUACCGUUGGAAUGUCAUUAUAUCAUGAUUAUAGUUUUGUUAAAAGACCCUAAGUUAGUUAAAGUACUAAAAGAUAAAUUUAAUUUAUUUAAGAUAUUAUAUUUAAUCGACGGUUUCCACAGAACUACUGGUGACUUAGAAUAGCCUCUGCUUCUGCGAGAUGUACAGCGCAUGAAACAUCAAUAGAAUUGACAAUUCUCCUUGACUCCAUUCUUAAGCUCAAGUUUCGAAAUAUGUUAGCACAUACCAGCAGAGGUCCAUGAGAAAAAUUCUACCUCAAAUGUAGCAUCCAAUUCGAAUUGACCCGUCAAUUAUUAGAACGCUGACUAGCGUCACGGUUCAUUGAAUGUUUGACGUUGCUAGUGACCAAGUAACAUAGAUCUAAGCGUUGUAUGAAAAGUUUUAUCAUUCACGGUUCUUAACUAUUUGGUUUAAAUCCAAACAACAUAGACCUCUAUGAUAGUGAUGAUCAAUACAGCUUUAGAUCAUUGUAUUUUGGUUUUUUCCAUCGCCAGAACUCCAUGAUCUGUUUUUUAUAUGAAGGACUGUUAGUGUAGUGGUUCUGAUUAAUAUUGGCGGCUCAUGGUGCCCAUGGAUCGAGGUCGGUUGUGUAAGCUGUGAGGUGUGUCGCUUGAACAGUCCGUAUGUUAAUUUUUACGCAACCUCCUUGUGUGUGUGUGUGUGAGCAGAAUUAUAAAAAUUUCGACAUUCAUGUUGCGCAGAGGCACUUUCUAAAGCGUCAAUAUUUAAACAAAUGCACAAUCUAUUGAUAUGUAAGUCUGCAUUUUGAAAUAUCGGCCAUUUUGAAAUAUCGGCCAUUUUGUUAGAUUCUAAAUU
Bombyx mandarina (wild silkworm) is the source of this 2824-nucleotide messenger RNA. RefSeq names its product CD63 antigen. Gene Ontology annotation, cellular component: plasma membrane. The record is from RefSeq and is a predicted model, not a curated record. Lineage: Eukaryota; Metazoa; Arthropoda; Insecta; Lepidoptera; Bombycidae.